Molecule: messenger RNA, 800 nt
Organism: Esox lucius (northern pike)
Lineage: Eukaryota; Metazoa; Chordata; Actinopteri; Esociformes; Esocidae
Gene: c19h15orf61
Product: chromosome 19 C15orf61 homolog
Exons: 2
Coding region: 298-780 (160 amino acids)
Source: RefSeq, a predicted model, not a curated record
AUUACCGGGCAGUUACAGGUCAGGGGGAGUUGAAUAACGUUGACGUUUUGACAGAACAGACCUUCGACGAAAUGUUACCAAUUAUGAGUUACAGGACUUCUAUUAUCGUUUGUUGAAGUUGUUUCGUUCUGAAAGUUGUGCGUUAUAAAGCUAACUCGUUGCGUAACUCAUAACGCGUGACAUUACUGAAUAAUAUGUAAAAGGUUUUCGGCUUUGAAGACCGUCCUGUUUCACCCAUUCCCUAACGUACCGUGUUAUCUUAGGGCAUGAAUUCAAUUCUGCUUGAAAAAAUAAGAUAUGAUCCAUAGCACAAGAGAAGUACUCCGGCGGAUACACGACAUCUUUCUCAAGCUUGCCCUGUUUCCAAGCGCAUUAGGAAGGAAACGGGGACCUCGUCCCGCAGCCUCCGAAGUGUUGACAUGUCACCUGUCUCAGCGGAACUUUCCGCCCUGGACAUCUUUCUGUGUCCGCUACAGCGCCGUCACCAACGACCAAUUCGGACGGUCGAACUUCAAUUGGGUGGUACAGGGCGCCAACUAUCAAAUACUGAGGACCGGAUGCUUCCCUUUCAUUAAGUACCACUGCUCCAAAUCACCCCCAGGAAACCUGGACCUCGAAGACAAGUUUUUCAGUGCGCUGAAAGUCAUCAACUUAGGUAUCCCGUGUUUGGCCUACGGUGUGGGCUGUUUGAUGGUGAUCACCGCUACUGAGACUGUCCAAACUAGUGCCGGCCCGGUCACUGUUUACUUUGCUUUCAAAGAAAAAGACACACAAUAUUAAAGCUCAAUUUCUGUACAGUU